Molecule: messenger RNA, 5286 nt
Organism: Anopheles cruzii
Lineage: Eukaryota; Metazoa; Arthropoda; Insecta; Diptera; Culicidae
Exons: 6
Coding region: 1-5286 (1761 amino acids)
Biological process (GO): regulation of transcription by RNA polymerase II
Cellular component (GO): nucleus
Molecular function (GO): protein binding; RNA polymerase II transcription regulatory region sequence-specific DNA binding
Source: RefSeq, a predicted model, not a curated record
AUGAGCAACCUAUCUUCAAACGUAUGUUUUGAUGCAUUAUCGGUGCUGAAUAAUGUACAUCUCGUGGAAAAUGUGUGCAGCAUCUGCGGGGCCUCGCAUUACACCCAGAACUGCCCGGAGAACGCCAAAGGAGACCAUGUUAAGGAUAAGCCGACGCUUAACCUUUCAAGGUCAUCGGUGCCGAACGGGUUGCUGAUAAUGGACACACCGGAGGGCGGCAGCUGCGUAGUGACGUCACAAAAGUUUGCCAAAGGGACCCGCUUCGGGCCGCUGCUCGCGCAGCGCUCCUACGUGCCGGUGAAGAGUAUUCCGUUUCCGCUCGUCCUGUUCGCGCCACCCUACUACCACGAGGGCGAGGACGAUGAGUACAGUGCAGAGCUGCAGACGCUGUUCAGCAGCGGUCGGAACGUGUAUCUGGACACGCGCAACGAAACCAAGUGCAACUGGAUGAUCCACGUUAGUCUGGCACGGUUUUCGAACGAACAGAACCUCAUUUGCUAUCAGGAAAAUGACGAAAUCUACUACUCGGCAGUGAAGGACAUCGAGCUGGGCGACAUACUACGAGUGUGGUACUCGCGAAGCUAUGCCGCCAAGAUCGGAGUGUCGCUGCUCGAGCCGAGUCCGUACGACAUUUGCAACAACAUACUACGCUCCGUCAGCAUGGACUAUGGGUUUGCGCUAGAGAAAGCGUCCAGCAACGGUUGUGCGGCCGAUGAGUAUAACCGAUCACCGCCAAUGAACGUAACGACGAUCGCUGGCGGGCUCUGUGCGGACAGUUGUAGUGCACUAUCCUGUGGCACUGGCCGCGAUAGAACUCCCAACGCCAUUGCAGAGUCCAUUAUGAUUCCACCUGCGUUCGAUGAUACCUUCUCGUCGAUGCCGCACAGUGUUGGUAGUGGUAGUGAGCUUGCGGACAUCGACAACAACAACAAUAGUAGCAACUUCUGCUCGGCUACCUCCGAUUUACUGGCAACCGGACAGCGGUGCAGCGGAGGAUCACCGGCAUCGACUUCGGGGUACGAUAAGGUAUCGCUACCGCCCAUUGACAGUCUGAUGAAAACGACUUCGCCGAAGUACAGCAACACGCCCCUGCACCACCAACAGAACCACAUGUUCGAUUUGGAGUUACUGGGAACAGGUGCGGCACUGACCGCAGCAUCGUCUUCGAACGUGGCUGAUUUGAUGGACGUUUACUUCAACCAUAGCUCCGCGGUUACCCAUUCUAGUCAGCAUGUGGGGCAACCGCAGCAUCAUCCCUUAAAUCACCACCACCAGGAGCAGCAACAUUUGGCGUCGUUCUCUCAACACAGUCAAAACCAUAACGAUCACCAUCAUCUUCAGCAACAACAGCAACAACACCUCGGAAUGAUCUCUAUGGCGCCGGAGGAUGAUCUCCGCCUGGCAAGACAGCUUAGCUCCCAUCUCGAACAGCAAUCGCCGAUCAGCCACAUGCAUCACCAUCAUCACCAGCAUCAUCCGCAGAUGGUGGGUUCAUCUGCGAACCUGCUCGAUUAUGCACCGUGUCUUCCGGACGACACGCUGAGUCCGGCUGAUUUGAUCAACAUUUCGCUCGGUGCCAGUGACAUCAACAUAGCGUUCGAAUCGUUCGACGAAGCUACCAUCGGAGGAAUGGGUGACAACGCGAAUGGUCACAUGAUGUCCUAUGAUGCGGCUGGCGACGAGCCGGACGGUGUCGCUUUCUGUGACUCCAGCUUUACCCUCAUGGCCGCUACCGGAACUAAUUGCAGCGACAGUGGUGGCGAUGGUGGUGGAUUGGAAAAAUUGCACAGUCGUUUCUCGUCCUCUUCCGACUCGUUGAUCACACUCAAUGAUGCCGGUAGCGUUGGGGGAGUGACGGCCGUUACACCGACUCCCUCGCUAGUGCCUUCGACACCGGGUGGAAGCGUAGCAGCGGAUACAGAUACGGAGAAGAAGCACGUGUGCGAGGUUUGUCUGCGAAAGUAUAUGACCAAGUCGAAUCUCGAUAAGCACGUGCGCAAGCACAAUCUCUUUCUGUGCGUAUUCUGCAUGAAGCUGUUCCAGCAGGCGGACGAACUAAAGGAGCAUGAGUGCAGCGAACGGCGAACCAAAACCGCAUACCUGCACUGUCCGAAGUGCUUAAAAGUGCUGUCGAACUCGUGGUCGCUGCAGCGGCACAUGAAAAUCCACAAGGAGCUUAUUCACGAUGAACCGUCUAUGGUGACGCUGGCGAUCGCUGGCGGCACGAUAGAGGAGCGGUCAAACGCUGUAAUCGAAUCUCCGGCGUACGAAGAUAUUUCCAUCACGUCAACAGCAACGGAAGAGGAUGUAAAGCCCACGAUCGAGCACCGAUUAGAGGACCGAGUCGAUGGAGUCAAUACCAUGAAGUUGAUCGCCAGUAGCGAGAUCAAGCAAGAGAUUUUCGAUCCCGAACCAGUGCCACCCCAGCAGCAGCAAUCGCUGGUGGGUAAAAUGUCCAUAAAAUCGGAACCAGGCGUCCGUAGGGCUGGCUCAUCGCCCGGCUCCCCGUUAACACCAGUCGUUUCAGCUUUGCCUAAUGCUACCACAGGAACAGCUGCGACAAAUACAAGCUCGAGUCAGGAUAUGAUCACCAACGUGCAGGCGCCGAACGGGAAGCAGCUCUACAAAUGUAUUGUGUGCUCGAAACUGUUUAAAAAUCCGAAUGCCCUCGAAAAGCAUCUGCGCAAAGUGCACACCGUCUACACGGUAUCGAACGACUACAAAUCGGAGAAGAAGGUGAUGAGCCAGCUGAAUCAAAAGAAAACAUCUCCGAUAAAGCCGGCCAUUGCGAAGGCGCUGGCUACGAAGUUGUCGCAAAAAAGCAAAAAACAGGAGGAACUAAAUGCUGCCGCUGCGGCUGCCGCGGCCGCUGCUACCGCCGCAGCAGCAGCGGCAGGGGGCGCUUCCGGUGCUCCGUCGUCUGUUACUGAACCACAGUCACAACUCGGUAACGAUAGUAACUCAAGAACGGUGGCCCAAGAUUCGCUGCAACAAAACAAAACGGUCCAGCAAACGUUAAAAGAAUCAACACAUGCAUCACGGUCGCAGAAUCCUAAGAAAAAGCACGCCACAGCCAACGGUAGCGAGCUUGGCAGCAAUAACUGUCCCGGUAGUGCCACAACUCUUGCAACCACCGAAGGUAACCAGAGGCAACAUCCAAAUUUGGGAAGCCGAGACAGGAGAGAGCUUCAGAUCGCGUCCAAUGCCAAAGAUCUCACCACGGGUUGCAUCACGCCGGCGUCGUCUGUGGCGGCUACUUCAGCCGCUGCCAAAUCGCACAGCAUCAUUAUCAUCUCAAAUCUGGAGCUGACGAACAACAAUCUCAUCGACACCAGUCACCUGUUCCACGGAGCCACCGGCACUGGAAGCGGGCCUAGCAAUAGUGCGCUAGGAAACAAGCUCGAUGUGAAAGUAUUAAAUUCGUCGGACAAAUUGCCGAAACUGGUGCCUAUUUCAAACCACCACCAUCAUCCACCAACCGUGGUCAGCAUGGGUGGCCCAGCGGGUACGCUGCAGCUGCCUGCUGGAGCCAUAAUGGUUCCAACCACGGGGACGGUUACCAUGGGAAAUAUGAUGAACUCUAAUGUACAGGCUGGAAGCGGACAAGGAAGUGGUGCGGCAAGUGCCGUUCCUACAGAGAGUGUGUUUGUAUCGUCCGGUGGCAAUGCUACUGUGGACGUCGAGGGAUGUAGCCUCGUGGUUGAGGAUAUAUCCAGUGCAGGAGCCGGAAGUGUGGGCUCAGUCCCAACGUUGCAUGAAUCGCAGCUUCUUACGCUAUCCUCCAUAAAACUGUCCGAUUCCAACGAUCCGGCGAACGAUCACGAUUGCGCUUCGAUGAUCGCUGAAUCUGACCACGCGCAGCUAUCACAAACAUUUCCAUGUGACGAAUGUGAUCGAGUAUUUGCAAAGAACUAUCAACUGAAAAGGCAUUUGGAAAUUCACGACAGUGUUUACUACACGUGCCCGUAUUGCGAUCGCGGACCGUUGAAGGCGAAAGCAUCACUGCGCAAGCAUCUCUACAACGUGCACCCGGAGCGAGCUCCGCCCAAGGAGCAGAUCAAUAAAUUCAUCUCCACUCUGGUGGUGACGGAUGAGAAUGUUCUUCGGGAGCUGGCGAUAAAAAAUGAGCGAAAAAUACGCAACAAAAGCGCCAAACAACAGGCAAAACAGUUACAGCAGCAGCUGCUGCAACAACGACAAAAGCAGGACCAGCAACAGCAAGAUCAUCACCAAAAGUUGGAUACGCUUUGCAACAGUUCGACUUCUGCAAACUUUCUGGCAACCGCGAAUGUUGCGGCAACUGGUAACGUUAUUAUGUACGAAAAUGGUUUCCCAAGGUCAGCGUUGAUCGGUGAGGAGGGUGAGGACAUGCUUUCCUUUAAAACGAUAUUUCCCAGCGAAGGCAGUAUUGGUGAGUCGUCGAUCGAUCCGAUGGACCACACCUCGUUGGAAAACUGCGACCAGAGCAGCACGUGCAGUAGCAGCACCAACUACGUUUCUCUCGCUGGUGGCAGCACGGUCGUGCAGGAAGAGGAUAAAAAACGGAAAGCCUCUAAUAACCAGGCUCGUUUGGCUCAGUCGCAUUAUUUAUCGUCGGCCCGGAGCGCCCACGCCUGUAGUGGACGAAGCAACAGCAUUGAUGGCGGGAUCAUCGUGAGCGAGGGUAAGCGUAUGAGGAUCGUAAAUCCGUCAGUGCCCAGUAGCGCAAUGAUUCGAUCCAACGACACUGGAACUAUGGAUGUGAGCGGUUCGCGGGAAAACGCCCAGCAACGUUAUGGUAGCUGUAGCAGCAGCAGUAGCAGCAAUGUAGCAGGAACUCCAGUUACAAACGGCACGGGUGCGCUUCGAUAUUUGCGCAAAAUUCACUCAGUACCAGCACCACCCCCCACAUCGGAAUUGACUGGCGCUAGUUCGUCUUCUGUUUCGCUAAUGCCUUUUAACGGCGGGAACCAUAGUCAUAAUCAGUCAUCGCAUGGUGUUGGCGUUCCGCUGGUGGACGGAGGAGUUGGUAGUAGUAGCAGUGCACCACAACUUAAUCUGGACAGCCUGUUUGGUAACAUAUCGAUCGAUAAUUACGAGUUCGACGACAACGCUACGAUUCAGUCGUUCAGCUUGAUUGAGGAGAAAUUUAAAACAUCGUUCGAUCAGAUACAGGAGAAGCUCGAUGCCGAGCUGCCCUUCGACGAGGAGCAAAUCAAGUGGCAGAACAACCUCAUGGCGAACGAUUCGUCGAGUGAGAUCGGUGACAAGAUGCUGACCGGCGAAGAAAACAUAAUGCUUAUUUAA